Molecule: messenger RNA, 2670 nt
Organism: Xenopus laevis (African clawed frog)
Lineage: Eukaryota; Metazoa; Chordata; Amphibia; Anura; Pipidae
Gene: acd.L
Exons: 15
Coding region: 267-2384 (705 amino acids)
Biological process (GO): negative regulation of telomere maintenance via telomerase; protein localization to chromosome, telomeric region; telomere capping
Cellular component (GO): chromosome, telomeric region; telomerase holoenzyme complex; nuclear telomere cap complex
Molecular function (GO): telomeric repeat DNA binding
Source: RefSeq, a predicted model, not a curated record
AGCGCUAUACAACUGUAACGGCGCGCUCAGAGAACGUCACAGAGCAUAUACGUCAGGCUCGCUACGGGGCCAUUGUUAGUGUGGGUUAUUCCCCCAGUUUAUAGGCAAGGUUUUGACGAUACAGUAUUUACCCAAAUCAAAGAUGUCUGCCUUCUGUUUGCGUCUAGGAUUCUGAUCAUCGGGCACUGCCAUCUGUCAUAUGAAGUUUUUUUGAAAACUGAGUCUAAAUCAGAAGCAGAAACAUCCGUUGAUACUUAAGAACAGAUAUGACUGCCUAUCAAUGUUCCAUUGGUCACCCUUGGAUAAUGGAUAUUCUUGCCAAAUAUAAGAAAAAUGUAAAAUACAAGCCUGUUACUGCCCAGGUGGUUGAGUUUGUAAAGAUGUCGGCUAUGUCCUCAGAUGACUCCCAAGGUGUAGCAGCAGUUGUACAUAUUUCUGAUAGAAAGUACUACAUCCGAGGCAUCAUCACAAAGGAAGCACAAGUAAUACUGGAAAGAGAGGAUGAGCACUUCACAUUGGGUGACAUCAAGAACAAAAUUAUCAUCCUGAAGAAUUAUAAUGUUGUUUUUACUGCAGUGGAAGACCUAAACAGUUGUGAAUUCUCCAUAACUGUUCACCAUUUCAGUAUAUUGCCGAUGGAAACAAAUAGUGUAGAUCUGUUGAACUGCAACAUGAACCCUGCAGUGAGAAGGAAGAUCAAAGAACUAUGGCAAAAUUACACGGCAGAACAGGCUAUGAAUGCAUCAUCAGCUGAUAUGAGUUUAUCAGAAAUAUCUCUUACUCAGCUACUGAAUAUUGCAUGUGAAGAAAGGCUCAGUGCUUUAAAGUCACUUGCAGAGCAGUGCCUCGAUAUUGACCAACCUUCUAACCAGGAUACCCCACAAGCCAUGACUAGGUGGGGAGAGGAAAUAAGGAAAAACACGGAUGCUAAUAAGUUUAAUAUCCCUUUGGAUUUACUCCUUAUUUCACCAGAUGAGGAAGCUGCUUUGGAACAGAUUACAGGUGCUACAGUGCAACAUUCAUCCUGUAAUGAUACUUAUGUGUCCAGUGAAAUGGAUGAUGCCAUAGCUGAGCAUCAUAGUGAAAAAGAGCCUUCCUCUCCCUCAUAUAGCACUGCAUUGUCAACUCAAAGUGAUGACUACUUUGAUGAUGUUCCUGCAACUCAGUCUGUGAAUCCUUGGAACAAAUUGCAGCCACUUAGCCUCACUUUGAGCUCUGUUUCCCAGGCAAAAGCCUCUUCCUCUGAAGCCCAGCAAAAUACAGAUGAAGAUACACUUGAAGAUUCAGAGAGUGGAGAGUCAAUUGCACAAACUUUACUAGGGCCUUCAGUUCGAGGAUCAUCUGGAAGCCAGCAGGAGAGUUCUCCUCUCAUUUUUUCAGACAGAAUGUGCAGACGAGAGGCAAUUGAAGAAUCCAGUGAUAUACAUGAAACGGUCACAACUCAAAGGCAGAAUGUUAGUAGCAACUCUGGCUUGACCAGUGGCCAAAGAAAAGUUAAUUCAGAUAGGACCACAAGCCCACCUCUAUUGUUACCUCUUAACAGAAUUUCCCUUAGUAGUAUUGCUCCAAUAAAGCGACAGAGCUCCCCUAAGAGGUUAUGUUCAAUUAUAUUAUCUGAUUCUGAAAGUGAGCCAAGUCACAGUAGCAUGAAACCCCUGGUCUGUCCUGAGGAAACUGCAAAAAAACAUGAAGACAAAAGGGAAUGUUACCCUCUGAGAGGGAGGAAGGCUAAGAGGAAGACAUUCUUUUCAGAUUCUGACACAUCACUUUCUGAUGCAGAAUCUCCCAAUUUGGAAUAUGAGCCUGUGCAAAAAAUGGAGCAGAACAAGUUUGAGAGCAAUGUGUCUUUAGUAGGACAGGACUUGAAUGUCCCAAAGUUAGUAGGAGAGGACUUGAAUGUUCCAGAUACACAUAAUGAAGCAGAAAAGGCUAGCAGUCAUAUGUUAGGGGGAAAAGACAGGGGAAAUCAUUGUUUGUUUAUUGAGAAAAAGCAGUGCAAAGAAGAAGGGGCAAUCAGACGUGUCUUAAAUCCUAAAUUGUGCACAAAAAAGAGCCCGAAUAAAACGAAACACAGUUGGCAAAGUAUAGAGAGCACCAGAUCAAAAGGGGAAAAUGCAAAAAUAGAAAGUGCUAGAGCAAGUACUACCAAGCAGAUAAAUGCAUCUGCAAAGAACCAAGCAAGGAACACCAGGAGUAAAGACAUUCAACUUACCCUUGAUUUCAGCAACACCAACAUGGUACACUAUGAUGGCACCCCUUUCCAAUAUACAUAUACCACUCCUUCUGCAGAACUCUGUUCCUGUGUAGAUACCAUAAGGCUUCCCGCAGACCUCUGUGAAUGGGCAAGAAAGAUUCUUUUGGAACCUGAGAAGCUGGUCUCUUGAAUAGAUUUCUUUCUGCAGUUAAACAGUAUUUUCAUGUUCUAAUUACACUGUGUUACAAACAGUCCAGUGAGCAGAUGCUCAGAGAAGCCAUUCCUAGCUAUGCAAUCUGACAAGCUGAUUGAUCUUUGCUUUGCUCAUUAGACUAUGUAGAAGCACUAGUAUAAUGCUAUUAACAUGUUCUUGCCAGACCACAGAACACUGCAAAAAAAUUUUUCUAAUGCUGGUUGAAUGUUAUUGUUGUUUUGUUUUUUCAUACACAUCCAGAUAGAUGAAACAUUUUCUUAUA